AUGAUCUCCGCCGAUCUCCACGCUGUGGGAAGGCGGAGGCCUAGGGUCUACGGCCUUCGUACCUUUGCCGAUCCGGGGUGCCCGGUGGACUUCUGCGGCGCUUUUCGCGACAACAUCCGCGCCUUCAUCCGGGAGUGCGCCGAGAUUGAAGGCCACAGCUUGAGGGGGACGACAACUUGGUGCACGCUGCUUGUAGACGAGAAGACCGGCGCCGUCAUCCCGUUCUACGUCGUCGAGGAGCACGUCUCCCUCUCAUCCCACCCCUUGUGCGAUCACUGCCGCUGCGCUGGUGAGCCGAACUUUCCUUUUCUUUUGCCUCCCUUGCUGUUGAAUCAAGGCAAGAAACUGGUUAGGGUUUCUACCAUCAUCCUUCGUAUACAAGGACGGGUUAGAGCUUCUUGCUGUUUCGAGGGAACCUCUCUAGGGUGUUCCUCUCACGCCCCCACCUGUCCUCUCCAUGGAUGGUGUCGAUCCUGUUCUUCUGAAAUCCCAAUAUCAUCGGUUCUGACGUGAACUCCAACGGUGGCGACCAUGGCGGCAGGAUGGAGCCACCACUUCGUGUCCAGACGGCGCUACCAUCUGAUCAUCCCCUCCGACGACGACUGGGACCGGACCUCGCUGCGGCCCGACGCCUUCGAGCAGCAGACUCACAUCCUCCACGGCCUCGUCCACUGCAACGGCUUCGGCCACCUCCUCCGCCUCAAUGGCCGCGACGGCGGCUCCCACUUCGUCGCCGGCCGCGACGUCAUGGACCUCUGGGACCGCCUCUGCACCGCACUCCGCGUGCGGUACGAUUCCCAUUUUUCAUUUAGCACCCUAAAAACUUUCCUCCUUACACUUUCCCACCAUCAUAUUCAAACGUUUCGCUAACCACCAGGACCAGAUGCGAUUCCUCUGCAAUUCCUGAGAAAGACAGGAGGAAUCGAUAAUUUUCAGUAAUCAGAAAUUUGGCGGUAAAAUAAAUAUUUUUGGGGUACAGGGAAAUAACGGUGGAGGAUUCAUCACGAUGGAGAUCGAUGGACCUCAGGCUGCUCCUGGGGGUGGCCCACGGCACCACCUGGUUCGGCCGGUGGGGCUAUACGCUGCGAACCGGCAGCUUCGGGACGGCGCAGAAGGACUACCAGAGAUCGGUGGACCUCCUUGGAUCACUCAAUCUGGACCGUUUGAUGGAAGAAUUCCAGAGAAUCGGACGGGAGGGAGACAGACUCCACCGCAUCGUCCUUGGCUACCGUCGGAUCGCCAAGGCCAGGCCGUGCGGGCCCCAACGGCUUCAAUCAGUCAGUGACCUCCUCCGCUUCCUCCUCGACUUCCGGUCCCGGAGGACCGCCGCAGCCGCCGCCGCCUCGGCGGGGCGGCCGGAGAAGAAAGCCAGGAACUCGUCGCCGCCAUUGGAGAGCCUCCCCAUGUUUCCCUUCCUUCCGGCGGUCGCCAGAGGGAGGGCUCUGGUAUCCCCUCAGAAGCGCCGGCGGAGCCGGGAUUUCGACACUGUGGCGGAGGACCUCGACAGCCGGUGGCCGGUGAGGAGACUGAAGGUGGCGGCGCAGGUCAUCGUCGACGCCUUGGAGCAGCGUCCGGGGGGGAUGACCCGCCAAGAGGUGCGCGACGCCGCCCGGCUGACCAUCGGCGACACGGGGCUGCUCGACUUCGUCCUCAAGUCCAUCGGCGACUGCGUCGUCGGAGGCCGCGUCGUCCGCCGAAGCCACAAUCCCGCCACCAGAGUGCUGGAAUUCUCCCUCGAGGAUCUCCCCAGCGAGCGAGGAGAGGCCGAUCCCAGUCCCGCGCCGAUCGAGCCGCCGCCGGAGCAAUUCUCCCGGCACCUGGUGGAGAGGGACAUCGCGUGGGUGUACAGGCACGUGCUGCUAGGGAUCAGGCCGGAGGCGGCGGAGAUGGCGCUCCACUGCAAGCGCUGGGGCAAGUCCUGGGAUCUGAGGGACGAGGAGGACGACCGACUGAGGUUCCUCUGCGGAUGGAUGCCGAGCGAGGGGGAGCUCGCCGGAGGCCGCCUCACGAGGCCCCUCCCCCCGCCGGAGGUGUUGGUGCUGCCGCCCCACGCCACUGUGGGGGACCUGCGGGAGGAGGCGGAGAAGGCCAUGAGGGACACCUACUGCAUCAUGGAGACCUUCCGAGCGACGGCGGUGGUGGGCGUGGCGGGGGAGGACGGCGAUCCUCUGUUCGGCUGCGGGGCGGAGUCGGGGGCGCGCGUGUGGGUGAGGGGCCACGGCGUUUCCAUGGCGGCAGCGGCGGCGGCGGCGGAGGAGGAGGAGGAGGAGGAAGAAGACGACAUCCGAGAUGGCCCCAAGACAGAGCGGCCGCAGACGCUGCUGCUGUACGAGGGCGGGGCGGAGAGCUGGAAGGUGAGGUGCGUCUGCGGCGCGAGGGACGACGACGGGGAGAGGAUGGUGGCCUGCGACAUCUGCGAGGUGUGGCAGCAUACGAGGUGCGCCGGCAUAGCCGAGGGCGCCGCCGUCCCGCCGCUCUUCCUCUGCGCAGCCUGCGGCACAACCGUCCUGCGGCACACGACAACGACGGCGACCAAGGUGGGAUAA
Molecule: messenger RNA, 2546 nt
Organism: Spirodela intermedia
Lineage: Eukaryota; Viridiplantae; Streptophyta; Magnoliopsida; Alismatales; Araceae
Source: the annotation of a GenBank genome assembly